Melospiza georgiana is the source of this 1107-nucleotide messenger RNA. Its product is annotated as olfactory receptor 14I1-like. Bases 1 to 1107 code for a protein of 368 amino acids. The transcript has 3 exons. Lineage: Eukaryota; Metazoa; Chordata; Aves; Passeriformes; Passerellidae. The record is from RefSeq and is a predicted model, not a curated record. Gene Ontology annotation, molecular function: G protein-coupled receptor activity; olfactory receptor activity. Gene Ontology annotation, cellular component: membrane. Gene Ontology annotation, biological process: G protein-coupled receptor signaling pathway.
AUGUACAACAGCAGCUCCAUCAGCCAUUUCCUCCUGCUGGCUUUGGCAGACACGCGGGAGCUGCAGCUCCUGCACUUCUGCCUCUUGCUGGGCAUCUCCCUGGCUGCCCUCCUGGGCAACGGCCUCAUCAUCAGCGCCGUAGCCUGUGGCCACCACCUGCACACGCCCAUGUUCUUCUUCCUGCUCAACCUGGCCCUCAGCGACCUGGGCUCGAUCUGCACCACUGUCCCCAAAGCCAUGCACAAUUCCUUCUGGGACACCAGGGCCAUCUCCUACUCAGGAUGUGCAGCUCAGCUCUUUUUCUUUAUGUUCUUCAUCUCAGCAGAAUUUUGCUUCCUGACCAUCAUGUGCUAUGACCGCUACGUGUCCAUCUGCAAACCCCUGCACUACGGGACCCUCCUGGGCAGCAGAGCUUGUGCCCACAUGGCAGUAGCUGCCUGGGCCAGUGGCUUCCUCUAUGCUCUGCUUCACACAGCCAAUACAUUUUCCCUGCCCUUGUGCCGAGGCAAUGCCCUUGGACAGUUCUUCUGUGAAAUCCCACAGAUCCUCAAGCUAUCCUGCUCCAUAUCCUAUGUCAGGGAAGUUGGGCUCAUUGCCCUUAGUGUGUGUUUAGCAUUAGGCUGUUUUGUGUUCAUUGUUUUCUCAUAUGUGCAGAUUUUCAGGGUUGUGCUGAGGAUCCCCUCUGAGCAGGGACGGCACAAAGCCUUUUCCACCUGCCUCCCUCACCUGGCUGUGGUCUCUCUGUUCCUCAGCACUGGCACAUUUGCUCACCUGAAGCCCUCUUCCAUCUCCUCCCCAACCAUAGAUUUGUCAGUGUCAGUUCUUUACUCAGUGGUGACUCCAACCCUGAACCCCCUCAUCUACAGCCUGAGGAACCAGGAGCUCAAAGCUGCAGUGUGGAGACUAUUUGCGGGGUGCACAAGCCUGACCAACCUCAUAGCCUCCCGGCACUUCUCCUGGCCCAAUAAAGCUUGUGCUUCGAUGGAAUACAACAGGACAAGCCAGCUGGGUAGCAGCGCUGAUAACUUCCUCAUCCCCCUUUUCCAUAGCUUCUCUGGCAAGCGCAGCCCAGGCCAACCUCCGCUCCCUUGCAAUAGCCCCCGCUAG